Molecule: messenger RNA, 1608 nt
Organism: Rubroshorea leprosula
Lineage: Eukaryota; Viridiplantae; Streptophyta; Magnoliopsida; Malvales; Dipterocarpaceae
Source: the annotation of a GenBank genome assembly
GAUAAUAAUAACCUCCACUCACACGGAGGUGUUGUUAUGGCUAAGCACACAAAUGUUGGAUUUUUUAUAAAUAAUUAGUUAAGACGACUGUUCAUCUGGGCAGUCCAAUGGUUGAGGGGGGUCACAAGAGUUAUGUGCCAAAUAUGAUCAAUGGAGCAGCUCAAGCAGAUCUUGGUGUUCUGGUUAUUUCUGCCCGUAAAGGGGAAUUUGAAACUGGAUAUGAGAGGGGUGGGCAAACCCGUGAACAUGGUCAGCUUGCACAAACUUUGGGUGUAUCUACGCUGUUUGUGGUUGUGAACAAAAUGGAGGAUCCCAUUGUUAAGUGGUCAAAAGAAAGAUAUGAUGAAAUUGAAUCUAAGAUGAUACCAUUUCUGAGGUUUUUAGGCUACAAUGUGAAAAAGUUCUUACCAAUAUCUGGUCUUCUUGGUUCCAACAUGAAAACGAGACCGGACAGGAGCAUAUGCCCCUGGUGGAAUGGCCCCUGCCUCUUUGAAGUUCUUGAUGCAGUUGAAAUUUCUCCUAGAGAUCAAAAGGACUCUGACUAUUUCUUGAGUUCCUAUGACUUUGAUUCCAAACAUAAGAUGCCUAUAAUUGACAAAUUUAAAGACAUGGGAACUGUCAUAAUGGGAAAGGUUGAAUCUGGUACCAUGCGUGAGGGUGAUUCCUUAUUAGUCAUGCCAAACAAGGCUCAAGUGAAAGUUCUUGCCAUUUACUGUGAUGAAGAUAAGGCUACAUGUGCUGGACCUGGUGAGAAUCUGUGGGUUAAGUUAUCUGGUAUUGAAGAAGAGGACAUAUUAUCUGGUUUUGUGUUGUGUAGUGUUGCUGGCUAUAAGGCUGUCUUGCAUGUUCAUUCUGUUGUUGAGGAAUGCAAGAUUGUUGAGCUGCUACAACAAAUUGAUCCCAAGACAAAGAAACCCAUGUAAAAAAAGGUUCUAUUUGUUAAGAAUGGUGCUGUUGUUGUUUGCCACAUUCAGCUUCACUCUUUGCCUUUUCACUCUUUUGGAAAUUCCAAAGUGUUUAUUCUCUGACACUUGGAAUUAUCUAGAAUUAUGAAUGUUUUCCAUUCAGCACGGUAUCAUCCUCCUGCUUGAUAAUUGUGGGACUGCUAUAAUUUCUAUUUAUAUAAAAGCUGUAGCAUUGCUCUGUUAUUUAUGCACCUUCCAAGCUUUCAAAGGUCUGAAGUGGUCGGAAUCUCCCACCAAUAUUACAUUUUGUCAAAUGGUUUUCACUGGUAGUUUAUUUUUAACAGGGAAAGAAGUCUUGCUUUGAAGAAGAGACUAGCCCAAUUAUAUUUGAAACAUUUCUCUCUGUUUGAAAUUUGGUUCAUGAAUUAUAUCUUUGUGGCAAUAUUGUCUCAGGUGAACAACUUGAUUUGUGUUGAGAGAUUCUCAGAUUAUGCACAACUUGGAAAGUUUACUCUUUGAACUGAAGGUAAGUGACUGCAUUUUCAUUAUUCAUGAAUUACCCUAGGCGUGCCGUGUGUAAUUUGGAUUACUGUGUCUACAGGAAAAACAGUUGCAGUGGGAAGAGUCAUGGACAUUCCUUCAAGUGCCAGUGCAUAAAAAAGUUUUGUUGUUAGGGGUGAGAAAUUAAAUUUGUAGUUCAUUU